Messenger RNA from Eurypyga helias (sunbittern), 934 nucleotides. Its product is annotated as calcium-binding protein 39-like. The annotation marks the transcript as partial. The transcript is spliced from 3 exons. NCBI's taxonomy places the organism in Eukaryota, Metazoa, Chordata, Aves, Eurypygiformes, Eurypygidae. Gene Ontology annotation, biological process: intracellular signal transduction. Gene Ontology annotation, molecular function: protein serine/threonine kinase activator activity. The record is from RefSeq and is a predicted model, not a curated record.
AUCUUUGAGGAUUAUGAAAAACUCCUUCAUUCUGAGAAUUAUGUAACAAAGAGACAAUCAUUGAAGCUGCUGGGUGAAUUGAUUCUGGACCGACACAACUUUGCCAUCAUGACAAAAUACAUCAGCAAACCAGAAAAUCUGAAGCUGAUGAUGAACUUGCUGCGAGAUAAAAGCCCCAACAUUCAGUUUGAAGCAUUCCACGUGUUCAAGGUUUUUGUGGCCAGUCCAAACAAAACACAGCCUAUUGUGGAGAUCCUGUUGAAAAACCAACCCAAGCUAAUUGAGUUUCUGAGCAAUUUCCAGAAAGAGAGGACGGAUGACGAACAAUUCACUGAUGAGAAGAACUACCUGAUUAAGCAAAUCCGAGACUUGAAAAAGCCAACGGCGUGAAGAACUCCUCUUGUUUUCCACUGUAGGCAUUAAUCUCAUUUGUUAAGUUCCUCUGUGUCCCUUAAACACCACAAUAGUGCUUGAGAAGGCACAGCAAGUGCCUGGUUUUUAUUUUGUCUUUGUUCCUAGAUGUCAAGAGUAUAGGGGGCUUUACAUGAAAACUAAAAACCACAAAAAUCUAGAAUAAUAUAUUAUUUUUAAUCAAGACUAUAAUUAUUUAUGUCAGUUUAGAAUCUCUCUGUAAUAGAAGCUGGUUUGAUGGAUUUUUCGUUUGUGCUGAAGAAGAACAAACCUCUUUGCUUAACCUUAUGAGCGAGCUCAAGCUCGUGGUGAGCGCACAGAGCGGGUCUGCGGGCUGUAACGCCGUUCCUUUGCACCUGUAGCCGUGGCUGUAUUCUAGUGCUGCGCACACACACACACGACUGUGAAAGAGUACGUUCGUCUCUGGAGUUAGCUGUGCUUAGAGACUGGGUGCUUCAGUCGAAACAGUGGGAGAUGAAAAAGCAGUGAAAGGUCACGUUUUUGCUUUAUUUUUGUGUUCUUU